CAAGAUCACAAAACGUCCUUCCAAGUCGCUCGACAACGAUGGUCGACAUGCUCCGCGCCGACCUCGAGCUUGCCACCUCGAAGCGCGACGAGCCGUCGCCUCCUCGCCGUCGCCUCCGCCGCUGUGGUCUUCCCCGUCUCGCCCAGUGCUGUGGUGCCCUCGCCCUUGUUCUCGCCCUUGUCGCUGGCCUCUUCGUCGGCUGGCGCCUCAACCCGGACCACGGCGUUGUACCCACGCUGCUCUGCCCGAACGUCAUGGAGGGCCACAAGCUGUGCCACGACCUUCUCGGCCUGCCCGGACCGUUCCUUCCUCACGGCUCUUUCAUCCAGCAGCAGUGCGAGAAGAUGUGCGUCGACGCGGACACCAACGCUGGCAAGGUCUGCAGUGUCAUCAAGCAAAAGCCCGGCCUGAUCCCGUGCACGAGCGUCAUCGACGGGCCGCGCACAGCGGAGGCGCUGGCGAAGCAGCUCAAAAUGGAGUACAAGAUCAAGCCAGGGCAAACGUGUUCGGAAGCGUUGAAGUCGACCUUCACUGAUGUGGUGGCUGAGGACCUGGACGGCGCGGCGCGCCUGUUCUUUGAAUACCUGCACAAGACGCGCCUUGACGCUCUCCUGCUGAAAUUCCUCGAGGAUCCAGAGAACCUCGGCCAGCUCACCCUGCUCAAGGCUCCCUACUUGAACAACCCGUUCGGCACGGGCAUGACCUCGUUCAAAGCGGAGCUGGUGCGUACGCUGGCGACCAUCCCGGCCGUCUCCGAAGUCAUCUACAACAACAAGCGGAGCGCCUCCGUCCUGGUGGCGGAGCUGCUCGAGAUCGUUGACCCGGCGCUCGGCGCCCAGGGCGACCCUCAAGCCCCGGUACCGGCCUCCGAUUCUGUGGUGCACGGCGGUGCCUUCAAGCUCACGCCCACCCCCGACAUUUGGGCCGAGUACGUCGAGAAGAACUACUUCGCGGGCCAGGGCAUCUCGCUCCGCCGCAACGACCCCGAGUACCCGCUGCACGAUCGGCUCGCCAAUUACUUCCAGAAUUCGUGGAUGAGCAUGCUCCUCUUCAACAUCAACGGAGAAGACGGGGUGUACCGCUUCAGCUGCGACUACGGCCGCCUCUCGGCGCUCGGCGAGGCCGCGCCCCCGCUGAUGCUGCACCUCGUCACCCCCGACCCCACCAACGAGACGACCAUGGGUAAGACGCUGCUGCGCGGUGGCUCCGCCAAAGGUGAGCUGGUCUUCGAGAUGGUGGACGGCAAGCUCCAGCCGAGCGACCGGCAGAGCAAGCUGGACGCAAGCCAGCUCGCGGCACUGCUGCAGUGCGCGCACAACGGCGCCCAGAUUUAUCAUGUCGGCCUGCACGUGGCGUCGGAAGCGAUGGCGUAUGCGAGCCAGGACCUCGCACUCGGCCGCGAGGACCUGAGCGAGGACCCCGUCUUCCGCAUGCUCAACCCUGGCGGCGACGCCACCUCGGACAUCAACGUGGUGGCCAACGGCUUGCUAGUGAACGUGCCCGGCUUCGGCUCGCGUCCCCUGAACGCGUUCGACAUGAACGCCCUCAAGCGCCACGCGCUCGUCCCCCUCCUCGCCGAUCCGUGCAACGCGUCCCGCUACAACCCGCGCUACGACCGUCACGUCAGCAACGGCACGCUCGGCCAGCAGAGCCUCUUCAACCCCACUGGCCGCCGCGCUCUUGGCGUCCUCUGUGCCGAUGUGCAUGAUUCGGCGAUGGCUCUCAAGCUCCCGGAGCGCGCCCUCGGCCAGUACACCCGGCGGCUGACGUCACCGGCACCGGAGGGCCUCAACGUCACCCCCGAGCAGCUGAAGAUGGAGCCCUUCGCGAUCGAGCCGUACGAGCCGCCGAUCUCCGCCAUGAUCAUUGGUAUCGAGCACACGAUGACCUUCUCCAUCAACUUUCUCUGGGCCGAGCUGGAGCGGCAGCCGCCAGCGGAGGCUCUGCCGUACGCCAACAGCACCAACCCGCGCGCCUUUGGCGCCGCCUUCUUCCUCGACGUUGCUUCCUCCGCAAUCAUCACGGCCUUCUCCGACGAGACGCGGGCAGAGUGCGCUGGGAUCAGAUACGAGGGCGAUGAGCCCCAACAGACCUCUGUCACGAAUGAGCAGCUCACCGUGGCCGCCUUCCCACGCUCCGCCGAACUUGGCUACGACAUCAAGCUGCGCAAGAUGGCGCGUGGGCUGAAGGCGCUCUGGACGGAGACGACGGUCUUCAUGGCGAAGAACUACGCCGAAUACCCGGUGAUGAACGCCUCCUUCGUCUACGAGGUCGAGCGGUGCGUCGGCUCCUCCGCCUGGAUCUGAGAGAGGGCUCCAGAGGUGGAAGCGUGUGUAUCACGCGCCUUACGGGGAAGCGAGAUUGGGCUUGGGAGCAACCUCGGUACGGUCGCACUGUUGGUUGGCGCGCCUCGCCUCCUUGCGCGGCUUGGGUGAGGGACAGCGCGUACCAUCCUGCUUGCUCGCGGGCACCGGGCAGCGUCCGAGGAAUGUCGAGAGAGAGAGAGAUGUACAGUGGUCGAGAUGUAUGUACAGUUAGUAAUGUCUACUGAUAAAGGAAAGGCUACUAGU
Molecule: messenger RNA, 2570 nt
Organism: Emiliania huxleyi CCMP1516
Lineage: Eukaryota; Haptophyta; Isochrysidales; Noelaerhabdaceae
Exons: 2
Coding region: 39-2306 (755 amino acids)
Source: RefSeq, a predicted model, not a curated record